Messenger RNA from Schistocerca piceifrons (Central American locust), 750 nucleotides. RefSeq lists its product as uncharacterized. NCBI's taxonomy places the organism in Eukaryota, Metazoa, Arthropoda, Insecta, Orthoptera, Acrididae. The coding region runs from base 83 to 394 and encodes 103 amino acids. The record is from RefSeq and is a predicted model, not a curated record. The transcript has 4 exons.
GCCGGACCGACGCCGCCCCACACUCACCGACGCCACCCCACAGCGUCCGCCCCCGCCGAUCUCGCAGAGGACGCCCGGCACGAUGAAGCCAUCUCUUAGCAUUCUCAUCUCCACCGUGCUGCUGCUUGUGCUGUCAGGCACUGUCUCAUCUUACAAUGAUGACAGGCCAAUCUACAAGUGGAGUCCACUGUGGUUCAACAGGUACUUCCGAACAGCCAGCAUGAUUAAAAGGGCUGACAUAGAAGAGCCACAGAUCGCAACUGAAUGUGUGACAACCGGAAGACGUUGCAGUUACUGGGGAAUGAGGCUACCCUGCUGUGGAACAGGAGCAUGUUUAAUGGGACACUGUGUUCCAUUACAGGACCAGUACCUUUUCCGACCAGAAGAUGAAUAAACCAUAAAAUCAGCAGAGGAUCAACACUUCACUGCAUCUUCUAAUUACUUGUCUUCAUUAUCUGAUAAGAAUAAGUAAUUCACUAUCAGUAUGAAACUUUCAUGCGCUGCCUAUAAUUCAUUCUAUAUGUCCAGAAUGAACUUGGAAAGUACGAAAGAGGUACUGACAGAUUAAAGCUUUUAGUUUGGAUGACUCAGUUGUUAGUGCUUAAAGGAGAGCAGCUCAGUUCCAUUUCCUGUUCAGAACAAAAUUUUAGUAAGUAAGCAAGUUUUGAUUCUAAGUGUAUUUGUGAUAUUAUUGCAUGAAUGUUAUGGGUGAAAAAAUAUAUGUCUCAUGUGUGGCACUGUCAGUAUGUA